CGUGUUCCUUAAAUUCGUGCGGGUCCUUUACGAAAUUGGCGUAAUUCGCAAAAUACCGCGAGUGUGAUGUGAAUGAAAGAAAACCGCUGGAGAUUUGCAAUUAUUUUGAUUGGACCCAUGUGAAGGUUUUAGCGAUGGAAUAAAUUGUGCUACAGUGCCAGUUUGGUGGAAAAAAGGAUAUUUUUAUUGACGUGGCAUCUGUUCCAUUGAUUUGUAAAGGAGUCUUUGAAUUUACGAUAAGAAAAGGAAAAAUAUAAUUGUAUAAAAAAAAUCAGAACCAGAUGCCAGUAAGAUAAGGGCUUGAGCAACACACAAAAAAAACAAAAAUUUUGCAAAAAAAGCAUUUCCAAGUGUUGGAUUUGGAUAAAUCUUUCCGAUUGAGUACGUGAUUUAGCUAUGCAACAAGAAUGGGUUCGUUUUUAGAUAAACCAAAGACAGAUAAAUACAAUGAGCAUGGCGAGGGAAAUGGACUCCGUUUUGGCGUGGGCUCCAUGCAGGGAUGGCGCUGUGAAAUGGAGGAUGCUCACUAUGCCAAGACGGGCUUAGGUGGUCGCCUCGAAGAUUGGAACUUUUUUGCAGUCUUCGAUGGGCAUGCGGGUGUUAAGGUGUCGGAACACUGCGCAAAGCACCUCCUUGAAUGCAUCAUACAGACGGAAGAAUUUAAGCAGGAUGACAUUGUUAAGGGCAUUCACACGGGUUUUCUCAAACUCGAUGAAAUGAUGCGAGAUCUUCCGGAAUUGGCAUCUGGUGCAGACAAGUCUGGCACAACGGCCGUAUGUACAUUCAUCUCACCAGAUGAUAUUUAUAUUGCAAAUUGUGGCGAUUCACGUGCUGUGCUAUGUCGUAAUGGUGUACCCAUCUUCACCACGCAAGACCACAAACCCGUACUGCCGGGCGAAAAGGAGCGCAUCCAAAAUGCAGGUGGUUCGGUUGUGAUUCAGCGCGUCAAUGGUAGUCUCGCCGUGUCAAGAGCUCUUGGAGAUUAUGAGUACAAAAAUGUUAAGGAUCUGGGACAGUGUGAGCAAUUGGUAUCACCAGAACCAGAAAUAUUUCAUCACAAUCGCGAUCAAGCUGACAAUUUCCUAGUUCUCGCUUGCGAUGGAGUUUGGGAUGUCAUGAACAACGAGGAUGUUUGCAGUUUUAUUCACUCUCGACUCCAAAUUACAAACAAUUUGGAAGAAGUAGCUAACCAAGUGAUUGAUACAUGUUUACACAAGGGAAGCCGUGACAAUAUGAGCAUAAUAAUAAUAGUAUUUCCGGGUGGACCCAGCCCCUCACAAGAAGCAAUUCAGGCAGAAACUGAACUUGAGGCCCAUCUAGAGAAAGCUAUUAAAGAAAUUAUAGAUUCUACACCUGGUUUGGACUACGAAAAUCUACUACAGCGUCUCUAUGAUGAACAUAUUCCUGGAUUACCACCAGGUGGUGGAUUAGUGUCCAAGUGUAGAUUCAUAGCGAAAAUCUUCAAGCAGCAUUAUCCACAUUUGGCAGAAGUUACCUGCGAAGUAGGUUGCAUGUAAAAGGGAGAAUUGUGAGAAUAAAGAAAACACUACAUAUUAGUUUUGGAAGUGUUAUUAUUGAAUCACAAUAACAAGAGGAUCGGAACACAAGAGAUUAGCACACAAAUAAGGGUUCACAAUGACGGUGGAAAAAAAUAUAGCAUAAAAAAAUGAAGAGCUAAUGAAAAACCCAUUGGACAAGAUUGUAAAGGAAAUUUGACUGGGAUGAUUUACUAUCUAAAAUUAUAAAAAAACACCUUUUCAUUUAGUAAAAUAUUCAAUAAUAAUAAUGAAAAAAAAGAAGAGUAUAUUAAUAUAAGGAUAAAUUCAGAUGAAUAAUAACAUGGUUUAUAAGUAGUGAGGGUGAAAUUUUCUAUUGCAUCAAAAGUUGAGAGAAUUGCAUGCAGCAAAGAAAAAUCAACAAGUUCUUUUUUUUUUGUAAAUAAAAACAAGAAUUGGAUUGUUAGAAUCACACAUAAAACAAGAAAAAAAAUCAAUGUAAUUUUAACUUCCUUUGCUCUAGAAAAACAAAUGACCCCGCAGUAAACUAGAAAAAAUGGAAUUGUCUUGAAAGAGAUUACCAAAAAUACGUAUUUUAGCGUGUAUAUUUCCUUUGAACAUUUGAAUUGAGAAUGACCAAAACAUUUUUGAAAAAUCAUAAAAGAUCUUGAAAAAAAAGGCAUUUUCAGAGCUUUCUCAAACGGUAGCCUCAGUUGAAACAAUAAGGAUGAUCAUACAUAUUAUUUAACAUAAUUCAAUUUUAAUGAAUGGAUUUAUAGACGCUAAAAUACGUUGAUUUUCUAAAUGGACAUCUUUUUCAAGUAAAAAUAUGAAGGGGAGUUUAUUCGUUCUCUGCCAAAUUUUGGUUUUUGAUAAAUUGUCGGUAUAUUUUUGUUUAUUUUCUAUUUUACUUCUUUUUCAAAUUAAAUCAAAUACCAUUUCAUAACAAUUUAGCACCAAACCAAUAAUUUACAUUGGCUGGACUGAACUUCCCUAUUGGUUCAUGUGCUAUGAAAUCUUUUGAAAAAGUUUCAAAAAUAUUUGACAUUUUUUUUAAAUAGACUUUUUAAUUGAAUUGAAUUUGUAUAAUGAAAUUUACGCUACAUAUGAACCAAAUAAUCUAUUUUUUAGUAAUACUGUAAACACAAACAACUUGUGGAUAGUUCUUUUGUGUAUUUUUACAUACAAUUUAUUGAAACAACAAUGUUACCUUAAUCUUUUGUCUUCGAAGAUUUUUUUUGGGGCCACUCAUAUGUAUCUAAUAAACUUAAAUAUAUAACUUUUAUUAGAUAAUUUUCAUAGUUUGGCUAGUAAUUGUUACUUUUUUUUUUUGUAAAACCUGAAACAGUUCUUUUGAAAACAUUGUACACAGAAGAGGCUGUGUGUGACCAUAUUUUAUCUUAAUGAUUUUGUCUAAUUAUAAUAUAGUAAAAUGUGAAUUAUAGAAAGGAAAGUAAGAAAAAAAAAGUAAAUCGUUCUACGGAUUGAAUAGAAUUAAUUGGUGUUCUUAUCACUUGAAUUCAAAAGAGUAGAUUAUUUUCAUUUAUUUGAUUUCUUUCCUUACCAUUCCCAGUCAAUAUUGGUUUCUUUCGAGUGUUAAUUUAUUGCCAAAGAUUCUAUUCAAUUCGAGUUGCGAUUUUUGUUUUAUUUUUUAAAUAAAUAUGUGUCACACAAAUUUUUAGAAUUACCUUUUUUAUAUUUCAUGUUGAAGAGGAUAAAUGUGAAAAGUUAGUUUUCAAACGAAAGCAAUUGCUAUAACCUACUUUAGCUAUUUUUUUUAACUUUAUCUAUUUACUUUUUAUCUUACUGUGUACUCAUAAGAAUUUAAAGGAUUUUUCAAUUUUUAUUUUUAAUAUUUUUUUCUCAUUAUUUUACAGAAAAAUUCAAAAUACAGAAGAAAAUUUUUAAAUAAAGUUUUUAAAUAUUCGUAUACAAUAGAACAGAGAGAUUUACACAAUUUAAAUAAAAAAGAAAAAAAAUGUCAACCUGUCUGCAAAUUUUACAAAAAAAUAAUACAAAGGGAAACCUUAAUCCAUUUUUUUUUGCUUCAUUAGUCUUGUCUGAACUUUUUAUUAUAUUUCUUUAUUUGAUUUUCUUUUUUUUUAGUUAGUUCUCUUUCCACGAUUUCGAUAAUUUUUAAUUAAAUCCCUCAUCUUUGAUAACACAGAGGCAGUACUUACCAAAAUAAAUUAAAUAUCUUUCAUCAAAAUCAUUGAGCGUAAAAUUUUAUGCGCUUCAAUUAAAAGAAAUUUGUUCCUAAAUUAAUAAGUAUCCCCUAUGAUAAAACAACAUAUCAAAACUUUUGAGAAUUUUGCAAUGACAUUUAAUGUAAUGUUACAAAUUUGAGAAAGAAUAUUUCAAUUUCAUAUUAAUUUUCUUAAAAAGGUGUUUUUUAUGUCUUUGCAAUCUUUAAAUUGAAUAAAAUUUCAAAGUUUAACGUAAAAAAAAUUUUGAUAAAAAUCAAAUAUUCAGUAAGUAAUGAAAAAUCAUUGCAACGUUUUACAUGCAGACAAGAAUGUCUCAUUGAAGGUUAAGCAUUCAAGAACACAAAGUGAAUGCCUCAAGUUCUAACUUUUCUCUUUUUUUAAGUGAUGUUUGCUCUCACUUUCAGCAUAAAACUGAAAAAGAGCCCAUUUUGCAAGAUCAAAAUUUAUUUUUCUUCCCCCCAAAGAUGAAAGAUAUUUUUUAUUUAAAUUUAAAUUCUGCGGAUGUGAAUACAAACUGUAAAAACAAACAUUCAAAAAUCCAAAAUAUUAAUGAAACACAUCAGACAUUUUCACACGCCUACGCUAAAGACAUCUUUUGUAAGUUUCAUAUUGAAUACAGACAAUAUUUUUACAUGAGAAAAACAAAAUUUAUUGUAAAUUAAAGAAGAAGAAAAAGUAAAUAAAUAGCAAAGGGGAAAGUGAAUUUGCAGGGGAUGUAAGACAGAAGGAUAAAAAGAAAAAUAUUUAUAAUAAGUGACAUAAAAAAAUGAAGAAAGAAAUAUUGUAAGAAGUAGAGAUAAUGUGAAUAAUCAUGGUAGUGUAAAGUUGAAUUCAUUAGAAAUUUCAUCAAUAAAAAAAUGAAGAAAAUAGUUAUUCAUGUAAACAAGAGAGUAUCUGUAAAAAAAAAAAUAAAAUAAUGAUUAGCGAAUAUUAAGCAAAAAAAAACUUAGUGGAGGAUGAAGAAAAUCAAUUUAAUAUAACAAGAAAAAAUGAG
Molecule: messenger RNA, 4697 nt
Organism: Lutzomyia longipalpis
Lineage: Eukaryota; Metazoa; Arthropoda; Insecta; Diptera; Psychodidae
Gene: alph
Product: protein phosphatase 1B
Exons: 6
Coding region: 408-1517 (369 amino acids)
Biological process (GO): protein dephosphorylation; negative regulation of stress-activated MAPK cascade
Cellular component (GO): nucleus; cytosol
Molecular function (GO): magnesium ion binding; protein serine/threonine phosphatase activity; manganese ion binding
Source: RefSeq, a predicted model, not a curated record